Molecule: messenger RNA, 378 nt
Organism: Bombyx mandarina (wild silkworm)
Lineage: Eukaryota; Metazoa; Arthropoda; Insecta; Lepidoptera; Bombycidae
Product: immunomodulatory peroxidase-like
Biological process (GO): response to oxidative stress
Molecular function (GO): peroxidase activity; heme binding
Source: RefSeq, a predicted model, not a curated record
AUGAUUCAGUCAAGGCUAAGUUUGUUUUUCAGUACAUGUGCGAAUAAUAUUCAGGCUUGUGACGAGACCGAAUGGAGGCGUACAGACGGUAGCUGCAAUAACCUUUAUUAUCCUACCCGGGGAGCAUACCAUACACCAACUUUCAGAAUCCUGCCCGCCGAUUUUCGUGAAGAUUUUGAGCCCAGGUUGACCAGUUCAGGGAAGGAGUAUCCUCUAGCCAGACAUAUCAAGAACAAUCUAUUGACAGUAGGAUUGGCUACAGAUGCAAAAUUAACGCAGUUGUCUGCGUAUUACAUUGAGUUUAUGGCCAUUGAUGUUGUCUCCGCACAUGACAUCUGUAAGAUCCCCAUAUCACUAAAUUAAGAGUGGUGCAGCGAU